Molecule: messenger RNA, 1818 nt
Organism: Morchella sextelata
Lineage: Eukaryota; Fungi; Ascomycota; Pezizomycetes; Pezizales; Morchellaceae
Exons: 4
Coding region: 1-1818 (605 amino acids)
Biological process (GO): intracellular transport
Cellular component (GO): nuclear pore; cytoplasm
Molecular function (GO): GTPase activator activity
Source: RefSeq, a predicted model, not a curated record
AUGACGAAGGGCGGGGUGACAACCGACGCGUUGGACGCAGAGCCUCUUCCCCCUAUAUCCCCACCACAGCACUCAGAUCCCCAUAGCAGCAACAACGGAAACGGGGCUCAUAAUAUCAACGGGACAGAUAUGGAAAAUGCGAUUAAACCGGCUGAUUCUCCACAAGACGAGGAAGAUGAUUCAAAAUCCACUACUAGCGAGCAGGACAAUGAACGUGUUCGGGAAAAACUCAAAAAGACAUCUAUCGCGAAUGUUCGAUCCGACUCCUCCCUUGCUGGCGAACACGGCGAGAAGGACGAUGCGCUGAGCAAUGCCGUCUCAGAAGCAGAUCAAGACAUGAGCGAUGGAAAAGAAGACGAUACUCGACGGCGGAGGAAGAGAAGUUUCGACGAGACCGAGGGCGACGGGGAUGGGGAUGGUGGUGGCAAGGAUCAGCGCCCUCGGCACAGGGUUCACGAACGGAAAAGGAGUAGGGAAAUUUCAGACGAAGAUAUGGCCAAGGCUGCUAAAGCUCUCAACAGAGUAAAGACUCCACCAACACAUCCUGAAGAAGACGAAAUCAUGUCACAGGGUGAAGAGGAGGCAAGCACAUCGAUCACCAGCCCCCGAAAACUGGAGAGAAAGAGGGGCAGAGGCAGGCUCGAUGAGGAUGAAAAGGAUAAGGAAGUGGACCCCAAAAAGAAAAUUUCUAGGAAAGAGGAGGAAUGGAACAGAGUAGUCGAGAAGAGCAUGCCAUCUACGAACAGGGGAACCACAAGUGUUAAUGUUUCUACCUCUGGGAUGGCCAACGGCGGAGACCUUGUCACUGUUGAAGCAGCCACUGUGAAGUCUUCAGAGGGAGAGCAGCUCCCCACAAACAGCGGAUUUGCAAACACCUCCGCAAAGUCUCCCUUUGCCACUGCAGGUUCUGGCGCCAAGCCACUUUUCGGACCAGGUACCAGCGCUUCCGAUCUAUUCAAGAAUUCGAAAUUCGGCGCCGCAUCUUCGUCAACAACGUCUCCAUUCGCAUCAGCGUCUCCAUUUGCAUCGACAAGUUCGUUUUCUCCAUCCCCAUUUGGUUCUAUAAAUGCACAAUCAUCUGGGUCAGCGAGUCCUUUUGGAGCUGGCGGAUUAAAUUGUGGCAGCAAGGCCAAGCCCUCUGGAUUUGGUAUUGGGUUCAGCAGUGGAUACGGCCCCUCUGGUUUUGCAGCCCUUGCCUCGAAAUCGGGUGAUGUUAUUUCGUCGGCACCCAAAUUAACGAAGCCGCUUGGUGGCAUCUCAGCGAAGCCGUUCGGAGCACCUGAUGAAGAUGACAAAAACACAAGCGACGAAGACGAUGAGGGAAGUGAUGGGGAUGCCGAAGAAAAGAAAGAAGAGCCCACAACUGAUGAAAAGGCAGAAAUCUUCACAGAGCAAGAGGUUGUAACUGGUGAGGAGAAUGAGAUGACCAUCUUUAAGACCCUUGGCAAAAUUUUCUUCUUCGAUAAAGAAAACAAACAGUGGAAGGAGCGCGGCCGUGGGACUCUCAAGCUCAAUAGAACCGUUCCUUUCUCUGGAGAUGAUGAUGAAGAAGCAGGCGCUGGAGAGAAGUUUAAAGAUAGUGCGAGAUUGAUCAUGAGGACGGAAGGGACAUAUCUGGUCGUUUUGAACGUACCAAUCUACAAAGGCAUGAAAAUAGGCGGCGAUUCAAGUGGCAGCGUGCCAACAUCGAACCAAUUGUACUUCAUGACCCUGGAAAGCGGAACUCCGAUACAGAUGAUUAUUAAGUGUAAAUCAACAACUAUCGCGAAGGAGCUGCACAAACAUGUUAGCGACUUGCAAGAAGAGUUGUUCACAUAG